Molecule: messenger RNA, 1558 nt
Organism: Dryobates pubescens (Downy woodpecker)
Lineage: Eukaryota; Metazoa; Chordata; Aves; Piciformes; Picidae
Gene: FAM43A
Product: family with sequence similarity 43 member A
Exons: 1
Coding region: 254-1342 (362 amino acids)
Source: RefSeq, a predicted model, not a curated record
GCGGCGGCGGCGGGCGGGCGGCGAGCAGCGCGCCGCCGGCUCGGCGGGCCGCGGGCAGCGGGCGCUCCGCCCUCGGUGCGCGGAGCCUCCCCUCUCCGCGCCCGCGGAGCGCCGGCGCCCGCCUAUAUCUACGGCCGCGGCGGCCCGGCGCCCGCAAGGAUGUAAGGCGGGCGGGCAGCCCAGCCGCCGCUGUGGCAUGUCCCCCCGCGCCCGGAGCCGUCGGCGCGGCGCCUAGCCGCGGCUCCACGGGGCGAUGCUGCCCUGGAAGCGGAGCAAGGUGGAGCUGGUGGCGGGCGAGACGCGGCGGCAGAGCAAGCCCAAGGGGUACGCGGUCAGUGUGCACUACUCAGCGCUCACCUCGCUGGCCCGCGCCUGCCCCGAGAGCGCCCUGCACCGCGUGGGCAGCAUGUUCCGCUCUAAGCGGCGGAAAUUCCGCGUCACCAGCGAGGACCCUACGUACACCGUGCUCUACCUGGGCAACGCCACCACCAUUCAGUCCAAGGGCGAGGGCUGCACCGACCUAGCCGUCUGCAAGAUCUGGAGCAAGAGCGAGGCGGGCCGGCAGGGCACCAAGAUGAAGCUGACCAUCAGCGCGCAGGGCAUCCGCAUGGCCCACGCCGAGGACAAGGGGCUGCGCCGGCCUGGCCACCUCUACCUGCUGCAUCGGGUCACCUACUGCGUGGCUGACCCGCGCCUGCCGCGCGUCUUCGCCUGGAUCUACCGCCACGAGCUGAAGCACAAGGCGGUGAUGCUGCGCUGCCACGCCGUUCUGGUCUCCAAGCCCGAGAAGGCUAAAGCCAUGGCCCUGCUGCUCUAUCAGACCUCAGCCACAGCACUGGCCGAGUUCCGCCGGCUGAAGAAGCGGGACGACGCGCGGCACCAGCAGCAACAGCUGGUGGGUGAGCAGAGCAUCCCGCUGGUGCCGCUGCGCAAGCUGCUCAACGGGCAGUGCUGCUACAAGCCGCCGGUGGAGCGGAGCCGCAGCGCACCCAAGCUGGGCUCCAUCACGGAGGACCUCCUGGGCGAGGAGCAGGAGGAGCGGGCCAUGCACUGCGACUGCGAGGACAUUCUGGAGGCGCUGGACGAGCCCGAGGGCGAGCUGCUGCGCACCGGCGCCAGCCGCGACGAGAGCCCGGAGCUGGGACAGCUCCUCCGCGACCUGGGCGAGCUCAGCCUGGGCAACGACCUGCGCUCGCUGCGCGCCGACCUCCGCGUCCGCCGGCUGCUCUCCGGCGAGAGUACGGGCAGCGAGUCCUCCUUGGAAAGCAACGGCCCGGACGGCGCCGCCCCGCCCUGCAACGGCGCCGAGCAGCCGCCCCCCGGCGACCCCGAGACCGGCUGAGCGCUCGGCCGCGCCCGAGCUGCGCGGUCCCUUCCGGGCGCGCACGGCGCCGCCGGCGAACACCGGGUACCCUCCGGCCCCUCCGGGAGUGCACGGCCCCGUCGGGACGCACCAAGCCCCCUCCGGCCCCGCUGAGGUUACACGGCCCCUCUGGCGCGCCCUGGGACCCUUUCGGGAGAUCACGGCCCCUCUGGGGGAGCACCGGGGCCUCUCCGG